Molecule: messenger RNA, 1778 nt
Organism: Drosophila innubila
Lineage: Eukaryota; Metazoa; Arthropoda; Insecta; Diptera; Drosophilidae
Product: transmembrane protein 26
Exons: 8
Coding region: 1-1548 (515 amino acids)
Source: RefSeq, a predicted model, not a curated record
AUGGCCAAGAUAAUAUCAACGAUUAAGGCCAUUCUCACGCGCAUCAUAUUCAGUGCUCACAGUUUGCUGGCCAUUUGGCAGGUCACAACAUUCAAAAAGGAUAUCUUCUAUUGGACACUAUGUGGACCACUUUUGCUGCUGCUGCUCGAGGGCAUCUUCACCAUUAUGAUCAAGAAGACGCAGGAGUGGCGCUGGUUCUGCCCCUCGGUCUUUCUCUACCUGAGCAGCAUUGUGCCGGCCAUUUGGCUGCUCGAACUGGACAAGAUUGAUCGACGACUGCUGUCGAUGAAUGCUUCUCUGGUCACCGCCAGUGGCAACGACAGCAGCAAUGCCAUCACCACCACCACCACACACAGCCCGACCAACAGCAGUGCCAUGGUACCAGUGGCUGAUUUGCUCGAUGAUGCCGGCAUCACUCUGCCCGUGAUCAGUCCCGACACUUGGACCACGCUCAUCGAACAGUUCCUCAUGCUCAUCCUGAUCGUGGGUCGUUGGCUGCUACCCAAAGGCGACUUAACACGGGAUCAGCUAAGUCAAUUGCUCUUGGUUUAUAUUGGCACCGCUGCGGAUAUUAUAGAAUUCUUUGACUCCUACAAAGAUGAUUCGAUAGCACGCAUUGAUUUUUUGGUCUACCUUACGCUUGGCAUUUGGUCCUGGAGUCUCAUGCAGUUUACGAUUGUGCUCUCUGCCACAAGGGGCAGGCGACCGCGAGGCAGUGGCUCUCACCAUAAGGAGGAGCACACAGACUGCUGUCAGAACUGCUGCUGCGGCAUUGAUGUUUGGGGUAUUGUGCUUAAUGUCAUAUUACAGGAUGCUCCCUUUCUCACCUUUCGCUUGCUGAUUAUAUUUCAAUACAAGAUCAUCAAUUAUAUGAAUGUCUUCUUCACCUGCAAGAACUCGUUGGUAAUCAUACUACAAUUGUAUCGCCUGUAUGUGGUAAAUGCUGAAUUCUGGAAGAAUCGCCGGGAGAGUCGCAUGGCCAAGGCUCGUCAAUAUCAGUCGCGUCGUCGAGUUCAUGAUGCGGAUCAGAACAGCAUUUAUAUGAUAUCCAACGAACGUGGCGGCGAUGUCAAAAAGAAGAUUAAGAAAGCCAAGGAUAGAGACAGAGAUUUUGUUGAGCCCGAAGCAAGCUACAGCAAAAAGAAGAAAGACAAAAAGGACAAAAAAAAGAGGAAGCGUAAGGAUACGGGCUACUCCACUGCCAGCUCACAGAAUCUAUACUCGACCAAGGCGGGUGGCAAGGACAAAAAGGGCAAGAAAUCCAAACGCAACUGCAGCAGCUCACCCAGCGACUGCGAUUUAAAUAAUGCCAAGAAACAGAAACGAGCCAAAAACGCUGAAAAGGCAGACAAAAAAAAAGCACGAAAAAUCGAGGCGGUUAUUGAAGAGUCGAGCACCUCGAGCAGCAGCAGCUCAGAGUCGAGCAACUCAACGCUGCCCAGUUACGAGGUUAUUGAUGAGAAGAAGUCGCGACGCCGCAAACAUGGCCAUAGCAGUGACUCCAGUUCCAGUGACAGCAGCUCGGAUUCCUCUUCAUCAUCCUCGUGAGCUGCAAAAAGCGGACAAUUGGAACUAACGGCAUUUUGUUGCGGACUCCGCUGAAUGUAACGUUAGGUUAACAAAAAUAUUUUUGUGACAGUCAAUCACAUGUUGGCUGAGACACUGGUCAAAGAAUCAAUUUCUUAUUGGCCAGCAGUCGUUUUUUUUGAGUGACCCACUGUGAGGUCAGAAAAUUUUGUAAACAUAAACAUAUAUUUUCAUAUGUUUGCGUAUUUGCU